AUGGCCCAAGAUACUCUACAAACCCUCCAGCGCAUAGUCUGGGAAGCGCGCAUGCCGUUGGAGAUCAGGCUGGCCGCUUCGGAGUGUCGCUCCUUCGAUGAAGCUGAUCCCUAUCUGAUUGCUUAUCCACGCCUAUCCUAUCUUCCAUUGCUGCUCCCAAGGCUCCAUGCCUUCUUCUCAGCCGCGCUGAUUGCGGAUGCGGACACGGUGUCUCCCUACGCCGGCUAUUUCACCUACGACGAUGUUCCCUUAAAGUGGCAUCUGCCUGUGGGGCUGCUCUACGACAUCUAUGUCUUGUCGACGCGGGAUACCGGCACGGACAACGCGUCUCCAAGCUCGUUGCCGUUCAAAUUGACGUUGCAUUUCGCGCUCGAUCCGCAAAAGCCAGCGAUGCCUGCAACGCCUGUCGUCUUGCAUGACUCCUUCAUCAACUCGGUCAAGGAGGCAGACUUUUUGAGGUCGGGGACGGCGAAACCUAUCAUGACGCUGGGCGCACAGGAAAGCAAGGCUCUCUGGACCUCGACCCAGGACAAUGACCUGUCGACGUUCGCCAAAAUCCAUACCAGUCUCAUGCCGUCUCCGGGGCAGCUGAGGAACAUCCCUCUGCGGGUUUAUCUGCCUUCCCCGCCCGACCAGGAUCCGAGUAAAGCCCAGAUCAAAGUGUUACAGUCGCGCAUCCCUCCUACAGUGGCUAGUGCUGGGCAGAGUACGCCAGCUGCUUUACGUGGUGGUGGUGGACAGGCACAGACACUGGGGACAGCCUUGCAUCAGCUGAUCCCUAGUCUCUUUCCGUCUCGGAGGACUCCGAUUCUUGCCACGCCUUUGUUGCAUGGAGCGCCGGUACCCAUGAAUGCGCAUUUGGAGGAACUGCUUCGAUGGGGGUGUUAUGCGGAUGGGUGGCUGUCGGUGGUGGUGGCCAUGCGUGGAUAG
This is a messenger RNA of Capronia coronata CBS 617.96, 930 nucleotides long. RefSeq lists its product as uncharacterized. The record is from RefSeq and is a predicted model, not a curated record. Gene Ontology annotation, biological process: autophagosome assembly; cellular response to nitrogen starvation; C-terminal protein lipidation. The coding region runs from base 1 to 930 and encodes 309 amino acids. Lineage: Eukaryota; Fungi; Ascomycota; Eurotiomycetes; Chaetothyriales; Herpotrichiellaceae. Gene Ontology annotation, cellular component: Atg12-Atg5-Atg16 complex; cytoplasm; phagophore assembly site membrane. The transcript is spliced from 2 exons.